Saccharomyces cerevisiae S288C is the source of this 1854-nucleotide messenger RNA. It is a transcript of the gene DBP1, whose product is annotated as putative DEAD-box ATP-dependent RNA helicase DBP1. Lineage: Eukaryota; Fungi; Ascomycota; Saccharomycetes; Saccharomycetales; Saccharomycetaceae. Gene Ontology annotation, cellular component: cytoplasm. The coding region runs from base 1 to 1854 and encodes 617 amino acids. The record is from RefSeq and is marked reviewed. Gene Ontology annotation, molecular function: helicase activity; nucleic acid binding; single-stranded RNA binding. The transcript has a single exon. Gene Ontology annotation, biological process: translational initiation; positive regulation of formation of translation preinitiation complex.
AUGGCAGACUUGCCACAGAAGGUAUCUAAUUUAAGCAUCAACAACAAAGAGAAUGGUGGUGGUGGCGGCAAAUCAUCUUAUGUCCCACCGCACUUGAGAAGUAGAGGAAAACCAUCAUUCGAAAGAAGUACCCCAAAACAGGAAGAUAAGGUUACGGGUGGUGAUUUUUUCAGACGUGCUGGAAGGCAAACUGGGAACAAUGGCGGGUUUUUUGGCUUUUCUAAGGAAAGAAAUGGAGGGACGAGUGCGAACUAUAACCGCGGAGGCAGCUCAAAUUACAAAUCAUCUGGAAAUAGAUGGGUAAAUGGCAAGCAUAUACCGGGGCCUAAGAACGCGAAAUUAGAAGCCGAACUGUUUGGUGUACACGACGAUCCCGAUUACCAUUCAUCUGGUAUAAAGUUUGAUAAUUACGAUAAUAUUCCCGUAGAUGCAUCUGGAAAAGAUGUUCCUGAACCUAUACUAGAUUUUAGUUCUCCCCCUCUGGAUGAGCUGUUAAUGGAAAAUAUCAAACUUGCUAGUUUCACCAAACCUACUCCAGUACAAAAAUAUUCUAUUCCAAUAGUUACCAAAGGUAGGGAUUUGAUGGCAUGCGCACAAACGGGCUCAGGUAAGACAGGUGGGUUUUUGUUUCCGCUCUUCACGGAGCUAUUCAGGUCUGGGCCCUCUCCAGUACCCGAGAAAGCACAGAGCUUUUAUUCUAGAAAGGGAUAUCCAUCUGCUUUAGUACUUGCACCAACUAGAGAAUUGGCUACCCAAAUUUUUGAAGAAGCAAGAAAAUUUACGUAUAGAUCUUGGGUUAGGCCAUGCGUUGUUUAUGGUGGCGCGCCAAUCGGUAACCAGAUGAGGGAGGUUGACCGCGGCUGUGACUUAUUGGUGGCUACACCAGGGCGGCUGAAUGACUUAUUAGAACGCGGAAAAGUUUCUUUGGCUAAUAUCAAAUACCUGGUAUUGGAUGAGGCUGAUAGAAUGCUAGAUAUGGGAUUCGAACCCCAAAUUCGCCAUAUAGUUGAAGAAUGUGAUAUGCCCUCUGUGGAAAAUAGACAGACCUUGAUGUUUUCCGCCACAUUCCCAGUAGAUAUCCAGCAUUUGGCACGCGAUUUCUUAGAUAAUUAUAUUUUUUUAUCAGUAGGAAGAGUCGGUUCCACCUCAGAAAAUAUCACGCAAAGAAUAUUAUAUGUCGAUGACAUGGACAAAAAGUCUGCGUUGUUAGAUUUACUGUCUGCAGAGCAUAAGGGAUUGACAUUGAUUUUUGUUGAAACGAAAAGAAUGGCGGAUCAACUCACAGAUUUUUUGAUCAUGCAAAAUUUCAAAGCUACAGCCAUACAUGGUGACCGCACACAGGCUGAACGUGAACGUGCCUUAUCUGCUUUCAAAGCUAACGUAGCUGAUAUCCUGGUCGCAACAGCUGUAGCAGCGAGAGGUUUGGAUAUACCGAAUGUCACACAUGUCAUUAAUUAUGAUUUGCCCUCCGACAUCGAUGACUACGUUCACAGAAUUGGUAGAACAGGCCGUGCUGGUAACACAGGCGUGGCUACUUCAUUCUUCAAUAGUAAUAAUCAGAAUAUUGUGAAGGGUUUGAUGGAAAUUUUAAAUGAAGCGAAUCAAGAAGUUCCCACGUUUUUAAGUGACCUGUCAAGACAGAAUUCAAGAGGUGGAAGAACUAGGGGAGGAGGAGGUUUUUUCAAUAGUCGUAAUAACGGUUCAAGAGACUACCGUAAACAUGGUGGAAAUGGCUCAUUUGGGAGCACGAGGCCAAGGAAUACUGGAACAUCAAAUUGGGGUUCGAUUGGAGGUGGGUUUAGAAAUGAUAAUGAGAAAAACGGUUACGGAAAUAGCAACGCUUCAUGGUGGUAA